AUGCCCCCAAAACGCAAGGGGGCGGCUGCCAAUGGCGCUGAGAAGGCGCUAGAGCCCAGCCCUGGGAGCGAGAGCGGCCGCCGGCGCGCGGGGGCCGAGCCCGUGGGCCCCAGCCCGCAGGCGGCCGCCGAGCCGCUGUCCGGCGGCGGCGAGCAGCCCGGCAAGAAGCGACGCAAGGAGCGGGGGAUCCCAGGGGACGGCUGCACCACAUCCGCGGCUGCGGGCGCCGCUGAUGCCACCGGUCCUCCCGACGACCUCAUGUCGCCGCUCAGCGGGCCCAACAGCCACGAGGCAGCACCCACCAACCGCCGCACAGGCGACCACCUGAUGGAGGCCGUGGUCAAGGUCUUCACCGUGCACAGCGAGCCCAACUUCAGCCUGCCCUGGCAGCGCAAGCGCCAGUUCUCCUCCUCGGGCUCCGGCUUCGUCAUCGCAGGCCGCCGCCUGCUCACCAAUGCACACUGCGUGGACCACCACACGCAGGUCAAGGUGAAGCGGCGCGGCAGCGACACCAAGUACGUGGCGCAGGUGCUGGCCAUUGGCAUGGAGUGCGACAUAGCGCUGCUGACGGUGGAGGACGAGAGCUUUUGGCAGGGGCUGGAGGCGGUACACUUUGGGGGCCUGCCGCUCCUGCAGGACAGCGUGACGGUCAUCGGGUACCCAAUCGGCGGCGACACCAUGUCUGUGACUUCGGGGGUGGUCAGCCGCAUUGAGGUGACUGGCUACGCGCACGGCGCCGCCGAGCUGCUGGGAAUCCAGGUGGACGCCGCCAUCAACAGCGGCAACAGCGGCGGCCCCGCCUUCAACGACAGAGGCGAGUGCGUGGGCAUCGCCUUCCAGAGCCUGAAGAACGAGGACACAGAGAACAUCAGCUACAUCAUCCCCACGCCAGGUGGGACGCCAGGCUGGCGGGCGCCAGGCUGGCUGCGGGGGGAGUUCGACUUUGAGGCACCCGUGAAGCUGCUAGACAAGAUGCUCCAUGCCCAGGCCGAGAACACCACACAGCAGGUGGUUGUGCUGAGCCAGGUGCUGGCUGCGGAUGUGAAUGUGGGGUACGAGGAGGUGGUGAACACGCAGGUGCUCAAGGUCAACGGCCAGGCGGUGAACAACUUGCGGGACCUGGUGGAGGCGGUAGCUGCCAGUACCGGGCAGUACCUGGAAUUCUCCCUGGAGUACAACCAGCUGAUCAUUCUGGACAAGGCGGCGGCUCAGGCGGCCACCGCCGACAUCCUCACCCAGCACUGCAUCGCCCAUGACCGCUCUGAAGACUUGAGAGCAGAGGCGGCGGCGGCGGCGGGGCCAGGGGCUGCGACCCCGGGAGGAGCCACAGCAGAUGGAGCUGCUGACGGGGAGCAGGCUGCAGCGGCGGCGGGUGUGAAGACAGAGGAAGGCGACGGCACUGCAGCGGCGGCGGCGACGGCCGAGAGGAUAAAAGAGGAGGAGGAGGACGGCACGGCGUCCGGGAUGGAUGUGGAGGCUGGGGCGGCAGAGGGAGGGCUGCCAGGCAGCGGCGCCACGCCGAAACAGCCGCCACCGUCGCCGCCGCCCAAGGGCAAGCCACCUUCGCCGCCGCCGCCCAAGCGCAAGCCGCCUUCGCCGCCACCGCCGUCGCCCAAACGCAAGCCGCCUUCACCGCCGCCCAAGCCGCCGCCGCCGCCGCCGCCCAAGCCGCCGCCAAACACGAAGCCCCGGCCGCCGCCGCGGCCGCCCCCAACCUGGGGCCCCGUGCCGCCCAUCCUCCUUCCCAACGGCUCUGUUAUCCGCAGUUUCCAGUUCAGCCUGUGCGGUACCAGCGACGUACCGUACGCCGCAUACACGGCGGAGGACGCGGCGGGCAAGCACGGCACCGCCGUCGUCAAACUCGUGGGCGGUCGCUGGGUGGACGCGGGCAGCGAGGGCUUCACGGACGCCCACGGCUCCCGCAUGAGCCUCUCCUGCUUCGCCGACGGCACCCCCGUGUUCGCGCUGGCCGACGCCGACGGCGCCUUUGCGUCCACCGUGUUCCGGCUCGGCGCCGCCGGCUGGCGCCCCGUGGGCCCCGUCGGCUUCUACCAGUCUGUGUUCGACACGAGCGUGGCGGUGGAUGGCCAGGGCCGCCCCAUGGUCGCCUUCACCAACUCCAAGCGCCAGUUCCGCGCCGCCGUCAUGCGCUUCUCGGGCGGCGCGUGGGGCUACGCCGGCUCCGACGGUGACGCCAUCUCCAAGGCCUUUGCCGACUCGGUGGAGCUGGUGGUGGGCCCCGCGACGGGCGGGCCGGGCGUGGCGGGCGUGCCUUUCCUCGCCUACAUGGACUUUGGAAAGAACUCGGCCGACGUCGAGAAGCUGGAGGGCAGCGGCAAGUGGGAGAGCGUGGGCGGCGAGGAGGCCAUCACCAACGGCCAGCUGCCGCACCUGGCCUUUGCCCCGGACGGCACGCUGUACCUGGCCCACCUCAUCCACCCGGUCUCCACGAUCCGGUUCAUGAUGGUUCGCCAGCACAACCGCACCUCGGACACGUGGUUUGAGAUCGGGGCCGCCCGCCCCGCCCCCGACGGCUUCAUCACGGCCCUCGACAUCGCGGUCGACGCCCGCGGCGUGCCCUGUGUCGCCUUCAACGACGGCGGAGACGAGUACAAGGUCAGCGUGCAGUGCUACAAGCGCAGCACCAACAGCUGGGAGUACGUGGCCAACCGCUACUUCUCGCAGGGCGGCUCCUCCUACGUCACCCUCGACUUUGACCUCACCCACAACAAGCCGUGGGUGGGGUACUGGAGCUCCCUCACCACAGCAGCCUCCCAGCCCACCGUCAUGCGCUACACCGCCUACGACAGCUCCCUGUACACGUGAAGGUUGGGCGGGCGCCGCCCGGGGAGCGCCCCUGGGGCGGCGAGCUGGCGCUGAGUUGGCGCUGAGCUGGCGCCCCCGAUCUGAUCAACACUCCCAGCACUUGUUUCCAUCGGCUUUCCCUCCCUCUCGCCCCCACCCUGGGCCCCGCUCUCUGUUGCAGCUCCCUCCUUCCUGCUGUGUUGUACCUCCUCUCUUCCCUCACUAUUAAGACUGGUCCUGCGGUUA
Molecule: messenger RNA, 3051 nt
Organism: Chlorella variabilis
Lineage: Eukaryota; Viridiplantae; Chlorophyta; Trebouxiophyceae; Chlorellales; Chlorellaceae
Exons: 16
Coding region: 1-2826 (941 amino acids)
Biological process (GO): proteolysis
Molecular function (GO): serine-type endopeptidase activity
Source: RefSeq, a predicted model, not a curated record